Molecule: messenger RNA, 1533 nt
Organism: Glarea lozoyensis ATCC 20868
Lineage: Eukaryota; Fungi; Ascomycota; Leotiomycetes; Helotiales; Helotiaceae
Exons: 3
Coding region: 1-1533 (510 amino acids)
Source: RefSeq, a predicted model, not a curated record
AUGGCGGCUCGACCUGGGGAAGAGCUUGUCGCAACCUUAUUCGCCGACAUUCAUUACUUCUAUGGACCUCCAUCCGCUAAGCCUCCCCAUCACAGAUUCGAUAAGAGUUCGUUCAUAUACCUGUUUGAAAACGCUCAGUACCGACGUGCGCGAGUUGAAGUCGCAAAUAAUGCUGGAACUCCAGAGCAGGAUGCCUUUAACGGCUAUCUGGACAGCGCUCAUAUCCAAUAUUCCUACAAGCAUUCCACCCUAAUCACCUUGACAAUCGAAGGAGUAAAUCGUGGAUCUUUUGGUAGCCCACCCCCUGAUGGCCAAGAAUGGCAUCUUCCAACAUUUGACCUUCGAAACGAGAACAAAUAUAUGUACAAGCUACACACAAUUGACAUCUACUUUUGGGUGAAAGAGGAUGCUUUGCAGUUUUUGAAUGGCGUGCGGCGGGUUUUACCUGCACAGCAAAUAACCGUUCAAGACGAGCCAGUCGCUCCUCCACCUCACCAGCACGAUAUGAGCGCAGUGGUUCAAAAACUGGAAAAUGUUGCCAUCACGGACCCAUCUUAUCAGCAGGGGCAAACAAGGAACUCCCAAACCACGUCAAUUCCUGCUCCUCUGUCAAGAAGUAGUACAAGCACUUUUCCAGGGCCUCCUGCUCAGCAGCUAUCUAGAAGUAGUACUGCGACAUUCCCUGGCCCACCAAUUUCUGCAACCCCGCAAAGUGUGGAAGCCUCGAAUUUCAAACCAAUGGCUUACAAUCCUGCAGCACCCGCUGCUCCAGAGGUAAUACAGCAUCGGGAGAAGACACCACCACCUGAAGAUGGAGCUGGCAAUCCACUUGUUGCAGCCGCCACCUCAGAUCAAGGUCAAACUUUUAAUAACCCAUAUCAGCAGCAUGUGGGCUUUUCAGGGCCUUCGGCAUCACAGCAAGCUCAUUACUUCGCUGGGCCACCAGCAGCAAGCGCACCACCGCAGUUCAGUCAACCGCUUCCGUCUGCGGGGUUACAAUCCCCUUAUGCACAACACUUUCAGCACUCAUUUGCUGCUCCUCCCACAGCACCUAUUGCAUCAAGUCCCUAUUCUCAACCCCCAUCUGCAGUGCCAUCUGCCGUUUCCGCACCUGGCCCCCCACCUUAUCAGCAGCAAUCUUCCUCAAAUUCUCAGCACGUUCCUGUAACACAACAAUUUGCGCAGUACUCCGGCUCCCCUGGCCUGGCUUCUCCUGGUCUCACUUCACCAAGCAUCUAUUCGCCGAUGGGCGCUUCGUUUGCCAAUCCUCAGGCCCCUUUAGGAGUGCCCCCGCCAACAUCUGCUCCACCUGGUGGAUUUUCUACCUACAAUUAUCAGCAUGUCGGCAAUCAGCAGCCGCAAGCAAGCGAUUAUUCAAUCCAUCAGCAGGUUUAUAGACCUACAGAGAGCGAGGCAACUGGAAAAUCUGCCAAAGCUCCAAAACCCCCGCGCGGCAAGCUCGAAGAGAGGGCUGGCCGCUUGGAAAAGGUGGGGGGAAGCUUGUUCAAGAAAUUGGAAAAGAAAAUUGGAUAA